GAGCAGAAAAACAUUCUAAAUUGACUCAAGUAGCUAUUGGUUUUAAAUUUACGUUUUCGUGUUCAUACAAGAAGUUCUUACGUCAAUUCAAGGUUGUAUAUUGAACAAUGAAGGAUUGCAUCAAUAUUUUGGAUGGCGAGUUUCAGAUUCUGUCCGUGACUCCAAACAUGUAUGAUGAAGUCGAAGAGUUGCUGGUCAAUAUAUCGGUAAACCAUGAAUUCGGAUGCCUGAUCACCAGUCUAAGGGAGUCACCCUUGGCCAUUGCCGAGCUGCGAAAAUUGAUUAGAUACAUUCUAUCUUUAGGACUUUCCUUCGCCAUUCGUCAUGUGGAAAGUGGAAAAAUUGUAUCGGGAAUCGCCAAUAUAAUAUUUAAUGUGAAAAGGAUGAACUCAUAUUAUGAUCUAAGAGCCCAAGUCAAAAGCCCAAAUAUGAUAAAAUAUAUCAAAUUGUGGGAUGCUGUCGAUUCGAGCUUCGAUGUCAAUGAGUAUUUUCAGAUAGACAGUACUAUGGAUGUAGAAUACAUGGCAACCUUGCCGGAUUUUAGGAGGCGCGGCCUGGCUAAAAUUUUGUGCCAGCAUUCCAUCGAUUCCGCAAGGCUUAUGGCACAGGGAAACUUUUCACCGGAGGUAUUUGCCCGGUUGCCUGAGGAGAUGCAAAUUGAAAGACCAAGGGCCGUAGUCACCGUAGCCACUUCUCCAACUGCUCGAAAAAUGGGACACAGUCUUGGAAUGAAAGUUGUCCAUAAAUGGCACUUUUCAGAGCUAAGAAGUUUAGGUGAUACAAUUACGGAGCCUAUUGACGGAGAGUCUAUUCAAUAUGCAGAGCUGCAAGUAAUCGAAGUUUAAUUGGGUUUAAAAGAAUUAACAAAUCAUUUCAAAAAUAUAUAACAAUUUUAAGCAAAAGCUAAAGAAAUAAUAAAAGUAUAAUGAUUUUUUUA
This is a messenger RNA of Drosophila subpulchrella, 937 nucleotides long. RefSeq lists its product as uncharacterized. The transcript has 3 exons. The coding region runs from base 108 to 845 and encodes 245 amino acids. Gene Ontology annotation, molecular function: N-acetyltransferase activity. The record is from RefSeq and is a predicted model, not a curated record. Lineage: Eukaryota; Metazoa; Arthropoda; Insecta; Diptera; Drosophilidae.